GUGAAAAAGGGAGGGCGAAAGUGUGAGCUCACUGUCCCCUCUGUCCUGCCUUAGUGCGCCCGUUCCGCUAAACUGACCGGAUCAGCAACAACCCCGUGUCUUUGUUCAGAUUUACUAAAGGCCGACGAUGGAAAUCGAGAAGGAAGUGAAAAAAAUGACCCUGGGACAUGAGAUAGGAGCUGGAGCUGCCUGUCUGAAAUGCAAGGAGAAGUGUGAAGGCUUUGAGCUCCACUUCUGGAGAAAGAUCUGCCGGAAUUGUAAGUGUGGCAUUGAGGACCACGAUGUGCAGCUGCAGUCGGAGGAGAACCAGAAGGUGGGCCGCCUGUUUGAGGACACGAAGUACACGGGCCUCAUAGCCAAGCUGAAGAGAGACGGGGUGCCCACCUAUCGCGGCAACCAGGUCACCAUAUCCAUUGCCACCCCUGCCGUUGGCACUGCCGUGCCUGUCCCAGCGGCUGUGACCGCGGCUGUGCUCGUGCCGGGCAUUGCCGCCACCCCUGGUGCUCCCUCUGGACCUGCCCAUGAACCACCUUCUGGACAUGCCCACAGUCCGCCCUCUGCCACCGCCCACGGUGCUUCCUUUGUUCCGGCUCCAGGUGCACAUUCUGGCCCCACCCCUGGUGCCCCCGCUGCCCACGCCCCUGGUGCUGGCACUGCCCCUGCCAUCCCUGCUGUGAUGCCCGCCAGAAAAGAUGUGGUCAAAGCCAUCACCUACGAGUGGGCUCCCCCUGGGGUUAACCCGAGCUUGGCUCUGCGCUACAUGGAGCUACUCCCUCCGGAGCGCAGGCCUAUAGCGGGCACGCAGGGGGCAGACUACCGCAAGAAACAGAUGGCCAAACAGCUCCCAGAACACGACCAGGACCCGGAGCGUUGCCACGAGCUCUCGCCUGCCGAGGUCCAACAGAUGGAGCAGUACGUGCGCAAGUACAAGGACGAGGCCCUGGGGGUCGGAGACCUGACCCUGCCGGAGGAGAUGGCCGCAGCCGCCGGCCCUGCUGGGGUGAAGGGUCUUCAGAGUCCAGGCGCUGGAGCCAAGCCCGUGUCCGGAGCUCCGGGAGCCAGGACUGGGCCAGCGUCAGGAGACCAGGCUGUGGCAGCUGUAGGCAGGGCUGGAAUGCCAGACGCACCGGGAGCUGGAAACAGCAGUCCUGCUGGUAGCUAUAUGUGCCACCACUGCCAGCAGGAGAUGAGGCGGGGCGAGCCGGCUGUCUACGCCGAGCGGGCCGGCUACGACAAACUGUGGCACCCCGCCUGCUUCGUGUGCUGCGCAUGUAAGGAGCUGCUGGUGGACAUGAUCUACUUCUGGAAAAAGGGCCAGCUGUAUUGUGGCCGUCACUAUGGCGACAGCGAGAAGCCUCGCUGCGGAGGGUGCGAUGAGCUCAUCUUCAGUAACGAGUACACUCAGGCUGAAGGGCAGAACUGGCAUCUGAAGCACUUCUGCUGUUUUGACUGCGACUGCAUUUUGGCGGGAGAAACCUACGUCAUGGAGAAGGACAAGCCCAUCUGCAAGCCCUGCUACAUGAAGAACCAUGCUGUGGACUCGGGACAGAAAAGGGAAGGUACUCUCUUCAGCCCACAGCCUCGACCAGUGACCAGUAGAUGACUGUCCACAGUUUGCUGGGUGUGCAGACAGAGGCCCUGCCGCUGUGCUGGCCAGCUGAUGCGGAAUGAUUCAUGGGCUAAUGAAUGUCCCAAGUCUGAGUCUUGGGCUGCCUUCUAUGGUCAUGGAUUUCUCCUCUCGUGAAGUGGAGCUGGGAUUUCAGGCGGCGCCGUCCCUGCGUAACAGGGAAGGGAGCUGUUUCUGGUUACAAGAGAGGUGAAUAAUGAGGGGUGUGGCAUAUACACACUAGUGCCUCUCGCACACUUUCAUACACAACAGCAUUUGUGAUUGCAGGAUUGACAAGAUACAGAGUCUUUUAAAUGUAUGUAUAUGUGUGCAAGAGCUUUUCUACGUGUACGAAAGAGCGAGCAGAAUAUACACGCUGUACAGUAAAAGGCCAUUAGGGCCACAGUAUUUACAUAACUUUCUUGUGCUGAUAACCUUGGUCUCUGCUGUUGCUCUCCCCGAGCUUAUAGGAUCUGUUUCUCCACAGCGUGGGAGGAGGGAAAUAGUGAGUCGGAGCUGUGCACCGCCUGAGCUAUGAAAUUCUCUGGAAUGCCAUGAGAGGGGAUUCCGUUCAGGAUGACCCUUCUCCCUCCUGCUACUGCCUCUCCCUACUGCUGGCUGACAUCACCGUGGUAUCACCUCACCACGAAGGACUGUGGGGGCGGAGGUCAGAGACUCCUGGCUCCGUGCUGGAUGGCCAUUUCUCACCACCCUUCUCCUUUUCCACUCCUCUAUGUUUUCCUGGGAAGAAGAAGACGGAAAAAAAAAUCCCAUUUCACAAGAGAAAGCGAGUGUUGCACUGAUGGCAAGCAUGUGAACAAAACAGGGAGACCCCUAUCUCUCUUUUUGCUGUGAUAGGUUACAAAGGGAUGGACUGGGUGUCUCAGUUGACCUUGUGUUGACCCUUUGACCCUACUCAGAAAGUAAAAGCCUAGUCAGGUGCAAUGUUAGUUCUACGGCCGAGAGUUCAAAUUCCUCUGCAAUUCCUCUGCAGUGCUCCAGCAGUCAAUAGUCCGGAAUACCACACAAUUGCUCUGUUCUUGCCAACUCUUAGCUGGGUCAUCAGCAGGGUCACAUAUGCAGAACAGUGUGGCUAGCAACGUCCUCCAAAUGCACCCGACUGCCCUGUGGUGCUGCGUGAGCAGAGCGGUAGGAAGGGUGGCCUCUCCCCCCUCAUGACAUGAAGGAAGCUCAUGCUUAGCGAACCCUCACCUAGUGCUGCCCUGGUCAUGGAGUUUUAGCACUUCAAUACUGAGGCCUGAACACAUCUACCAAAUACUGUGUGAGUCUGUAAUAUUCAGGCUAUGAAUCCAUUUAGGUAGUGAAACCUUAGUGAAACUCUAAGCCCUGAAGACCAGGAUAAUGGGAAUGAUUUGAGCAUGCAUUAAACACUAACUUUUUUUGGAAUCCCUUUAGGCUGCAUUUUAGGUUGUACAGAUACAGGGACUAUAGGUAAUGUGUUUGAUAGCCAACCUCCAGUCCAUUUGUCACUGGUUAAUUUCUGACUACAGGACUACUGCUGCGAUGUUAUUUUGGUAGAGGGAAAUUCUCAGCACAGCAGCAAUACUGACAUGGUAGUGGCAUGAUGCUGAGAUACUGAGACAGUGUGAGAAUGUCAGGCAACACAGUGCUGCUGAAGUAUUUACAUAUCACUGCUGGGUUUAGAGAGGCCUGCCAGCCACAACGGUCAACACCAGUUCUCUUGUCACCAGCUGACCAAUGAUGAGCCUGGAAUGGCCUAACACACAAAAUGUGCAUGACAACAAAUGUACCACUGUCUAACUUCACAUCUGUGAGUUAUUUCUGAUAAGUAAAUUGUUUCGAAUUAGGUGAGUGGUGAAUAUACCACAUCCAAACUCCACAUUCGUCAGAACGUUUGUCUUUUAGAACAUGACUAAAUAUACAAUAUAAGAGCCUACAGGCAAUAGACAUGCCAGAACAAAGAAGAGAAUCCUCAACUCCACAACAAAAGCAUGUGUGGGAUUGCUCCCUGGUUUCUUGGAAAAGUAAUUAAAUGGAUGCGAUUAUCUGAUUGCUAGUGCAGCUUUCCAGGGCAUGAUCUGUGGGCAUGGUUUUGUGAUUAUGGCUGGCUUGCUCCAGCUGACCUGCUCUGUGUUCCCGGGAACCUCACUCACAUCUUGUGUCUGCAGAGCUGGUCCGUGCUUGCUGGAGGAAUGUGUUUCUGGGAAUGUAACCUCGGCGCUCGAGCCAGCACUGCUCCGACCAAGUCUCAAGAACAGCGAGAUCCUCGUGCACACCUGCUGGACAUGUGUCUGAGUUCUGUUGUCACCCUGCUGUGUUUUCAAAACUUGGUAUUUAUGUACUUAACUGGGCCUAAUGGUUUGAUAAUGGAGAAGGCUGUUAAAUAGAAUUAUGCAGGUUAUUGGCAAGAACCUUGCAUUAAACAAAAUCCAUGAAAAAUCUU
Messenger RNA from Electrophorus electricus (electric eel), 4031 nucleotides. It is a transcript of the gene tes, whose product is annotated as testis derived transcript (3 LIM domains). NCBI's taxonomy places the organism in Eukaryota, Metazoa, Chordata, Actinopteri, Gymnotiformes, Gymnotidae. Gene Ontology annotation, molecular function: zinc ion binding. The record is from RefSeq and is a predicted model, not a curated record.